AUGUCUGCUUUUGCCACCAAAGGAUUCAACGCCAACCGCUACCUGAGCCUUCGCCCGACGCCAGGGCGGCCGAAUUGCCUGCGGCCAGGAAUCUUCACCACCGAUCUGGCGCGCGAAUUCGACAGCGUCAUUGGCGUCGAUCUGUCCCCGAGCAUGAUUGCGUCGGCCCAGGAGAGCGCUCACGCGCGCGACAUCACCAAUGUCGAGUACAAGGUCGGCACCGGUGAAUCGCUCCCGAUCGAGAGCAACUCAGGCGUGCACUGGUUCAAAUUCGACACAUUCCUGGACGAGGCUCUGCGUGUGCUGAAGCCCGGCGGCACCAUGGCCCUGGUCGGGUACAAAUACCCAGAGGUGGUUGGCGACACGACGCGCAGUUUCGUCAACAGGCUGGCGUUCGACGAGCAGUAUCUGCUAAAGUACUGGGACGAUGGAUAUAAGCUUGUCGAGGGCGGGUACCAGCCUCUGGUUGCGCCUGUCAUGGCCUCUGCAUUUGAAAAUGUCCGGUAUGUUGGAUACCCAGAGGUCUGGAAGCAGCGCAUCCCGGAGAUCGAGGUACUGCCAGAAGCGUGGAUUGACCAGCGCCAGUCCACAUUGGAGGAGCUCGCCGGCUACUUCAAAACAUGGUCGACCCUGACCGACACCGUCGCCAUCGACUACCCGCAGUUUGCGAUCGUUGCACGCAAACCGCUUUAG
Molecule: messenger RNA, 693 nt
Organism: Linderina pennispora
Lineage: Eukaryota; Fungi; Kickxellomycota; Kickxellomycetes; Kickxellales; Kickxellaceae
Product: S-adenosyl-L-methionine-dependent methyltransferase
Exons: 4
Coding region: 1-693 (230 amino acids)
Molecular function (GO): S-adenosylmethionine-dependent methyltransferase activity
Source: RefSeq, a predicted model, not a curated record